AUGGCGCCUUCCUCGCGCACCCGGGGCGUGCUCAUGAGCUCGGCAAGCUCGAGGAAGCGAAAGGUUCCGGAAGAGGAGGAAGACACGUCGGCCAUGCAGUCUCGGAUGGAGUGGGAGGCCCUGGAAAGAGAGGCCAAGCAGCUCGUCCGAGCACGGCUGAAAUCCGACGCCGGCCGGGAAGUCUCCGGCUAUGACGAUGUUGCAGGGGAAGGCAACGCGGAUUUGCCGGAGCCCGAUGAACCCAGUCAGGACUCCUCGCGAAAGCCAGCCGAGGCUCCUCCCGGAGAUGACGCAAAGUCCGAAGCUUCCGGCGAGGAAGAGCCGGAGGACGCCGAAGAUGGCGAGCCGAGGCCCCGGAACCGCCCGCAGAAGAGGGCGGGACAGAAGAAAACUGGGGCGCAGAAGCGCCGAGAAAAGGCGGCGCGGGAGAAGGAAAAGGAGAAGGACGAAGAACAGGACGACCGCUGGCUGAAACUCCGACUCCAGGGCGAAGAGAAGCCCCGGAGGAUCGAUGCGAAUCGGAUCGUCUUCUACUACGAUUUCGACGCCAGGGGCAAUCCGCGCAGACCUGUGGAUCCCGAUGCCGAGGAGGACGCGGAGCCUCCGCCCGAGCCCUCCAACGGUGACUUUCGCUCGGCGCUGCGGAGCGACAUGUGGGACGACAGCGAGGAGGAUGAGGAAUGA
Molecule: messenger RNA, 684 nt
Organism: Symbiodinium sp. CCMP2592
Lineage: Eukaryota; Dinophyceae; Suessiales; Symbiodiniaceae
Source: the annotation of a GenBank genome assembly